AUGGGCACUGACACCGCCGUCGCUGUCACCAUGGCUGUCCCCGGUGUGACCUCGGCUAAUGUUGGUGGAUCGUCUUCUUCCUCGAGCCUGAACUACCACAGUGGCAAUACUAGCCCUGACUACCUAACCAACGUUCACCACGCUAAUGGAAGAGUUGGACGUGGGGAGGGGGGCGAGACAGGAGGUUCCACUUGCAGUUAUCCAUUUUAUAUGCCGUCCCCUGUUCUAGAAAGCGAGGAGGAAGAAGACGAAGAAUGUGACGUGAACAAAUACAACAAUGACUAA
This is a messenger RNA of Perkinsus marinus ATCC 50983, 285 nucleotides long. RefSeq lists its product as hypothetical. The transcript is spliced from 2 exons. Bases 1 to 285 code for a protein of 94 amino acids. Lineage: Eukaryota; Perkinsozoa; Perkinsida; Perkinsidae. The record is from RefSeq and is a predicted model, not a curated record.